Pocillopora meandrina is the source of this 396-nucleotide messenger RNA. The record is from the annotation of a GenBank genome assembly. Lineage: Eukaryota; Metazoa; Cnidaria; Anthozoa; Scleractinia; Pocilloporidae.
AUGGAACCCAACACCAUUACUUCAGAGCACUUCCACGGUUGGAGACUCAAAACCAACUUUUCUACGGCGUCUUUGGAAUGGUUGCUGUGGGAAGAGCAGAAACUGGGUCGGUGCCUUCAACCUGCUGGUAACCAAGGUGAAUACCGCAUUCCUUACGGUCGGUAUGCUGUGGGCGGGUACGAUAGUGAGGACAACAUCGUGUGCGAGUUUCAAGGUUGUUUGUGACACGGAUGCAGGGCUUAUUACCCUAACAAGACUGAGGAACAUCGUUUUCUCGAGGACUGCAGAAUGAUUGAUGUUUAUCUUUGUACGCAAGAAAAAUUCCAGUUCCUUAGAGAUAAAGGGUACAAUGUAGUAGAAAUGUGGGAGUGCCAAUGGUGUAAGAUGAAAGAGUAG